AUGAAGGAGAAGGUGUACUGCGUGAUACCAGAAGGCGUCGAGAUGGAUGGCGACUUCGACUGUCUCGAGUUGGUGAAGGCGAUCUACGGUCUCAAGCAAGCUUCACGUAUGUGGAACGAGACUUUCGACGAGUUCGUAUGCUUUAUGGGUUUCGAAGCGUCGGCGUUCGACCCAUGUCUCUACAUCAAGGUUGUCGACGGUCACUGUGUGCUCGUGCUGGUCUACGUGGAUGACGUGUUGGUCACCGGCAGCUCGCUCGAGUUGAUUGCGCAGACGAAGGCCGACCUCAAGACGCGUUUCGAGAUGACCGACAGUGGCAAGUGUACUUUUGUACUGGGCAUCGAACUGGUGGACGAAUCGGAUGGCAGCGUGACGAUGUGCCAGCGACGGUAUGUCAACGACAUCCUCAAGCGCUUCGGCAUGUAUGAGUGCAAGGCCACAGCAAGUCCGGUCGACUUAAGCACUCGGCUUGUCGCAAGCAGCGAAGCGGCCAAUCGACGUUCCGUUUCGUGA
This is a messenger RNA of Peronospora matthiolae, 513 nucleotides long. NCBI's taxonomy places the organism in Eukaryota, Oomycota, Peronosporomycetes, Peronosporales, Peronosporaceae. The record is from the annotation of a GenBank genome assembly.